AUGGCGUGGCCACCGUGCGCACUGGCCGUCCUCUUCCUCGUCGUCCUGGCCGGUCGAAUCUCGUCGGCGGCAGGGGCGAAGCGGCACGCGAUCCCGGACGACCUCCGCGACGUGGUGGACGACGAGGAGGACGAGGAGUGGCGGCACUGGGGCGCCCCCGCGAAACUCCCUGACCGGCCUGAUCCGCCGCCGGACCUGUCGCGGAUGGAUCCCGCCGCGCUCCGGGCCGAGCUCCUCCGCGGCGGCCAGGCCGGGCCCUCGCUCGGCUUCGUCAAGCUCCGCCUCGGCGUCCGAAGGUCGCAGGAGGACGUGAUGGGGAUCGCCACGCGGUGGACCAGAGUGCUGCGGACCGGAUCGGUGGCGGCGAAAUUCGUGGCCGUCGAUUUCGGGACGCUCAUGUUCACCAUGGAAAGAGGCCGAGACUUACGCGAGUUGAAAGAAUUCAUCCUGGGGCAACCAGAGGCCUACGAGUUCAAGAUCGGGGACCAAGUUUUCCGGCGACCUGGAGACCCGCCAUUGGAGCAGGUCAUCGAGACGCUACGGAAGGAGAAGAUGAAUAAGUCUGAAGACGAACUCUAGGUUCAGCUAUUAGCUCCUGGAGUCCUGGGUGCAGUUCCUGUGACACGCAAAUUCCUUUGUUGUGCUUUCGUAGAUUCUGUAGAUCCUAAUGAUCUUUUGCAGUUCCGUGCGGGUAGCAGCUACCGACCAAUAAGUGCAGGAUAGAUGCUGCUGCUAAUUCUUUUUUAGAA
Messenger RNA from Lolium rigidum, 749 nucleotides. RefSeq lists its product as uncharacterized. Lineage: Eukaryota; Viridiplantae; Streptophyta; Magnoliopsida; Poales; Poaceae. The transcript has 2 exons. The record is from RefSeq and is a predicted model, not a curated record. The coding region runs from base 1 to 579 and encodes 192 amino acids.